This is a messenger RNA of Athene cunicularia (burrowing owl), 5104 nucleotides long. RefSeq names its product family with sequence similarity 110 member C (gene FAM110C). NCBI's taxonomy places the organism in Eukaryota, Metazoa, Chordata, Aves, Strigiformes, Strigidae. Gene Ontology annotation, molecular function: alpha-tubulin binding. Bases 67 to 1164 code for a protein of 365 amino acids. The record is from RefSeq and is a predicted model, not a curated record. The transcript is spliced from 2 exons. Gene Ontology annotation, biological process: positive regulation of cell migration; regulation of cell projection assembly. Gene Ontology annotation, cellular component: cell cortex.
UUUUUUUCUUUUUCCUUUUCCUUCCCUCCCAGGACUGGAAGCAGGAUCCGCGUCCCUGAAACUGCUAUGCCAACUGAACUCUGCCGAGCCGUGAGCAUGCACGCCAUCUCCGACCUCCACUCCUCCCUCACCCUGCGGCUCCUCAACAAGGGGCCCGAGUACCUCCGCAGGCAGAUGGAGGCCGGCACCCCGGGCAGGAGGAGUGCCGUGGAGAGGCUGGCAGCCGACAAGGCCAAGUACGUGAAAAGCCAGCAGGUAAUCAGCACCAAGCAGGAACCCGUCAUCGUGCUCAGCUCAGCCUCAGAGAGCAGCAGCGAGACCUGUUCGGUGGAGAGCAAAGCCGUCAGCAGGGACUUUGGCAGAGGGAAGGGCACGAAGCCCCUGGAGCUGGGCAAGGCGGUUUACUCCUGCCGUGCCCCCCUGCAGCACGGCCCCCCCAUAGCCAAGCGCAGCACCCCCAAGAGGCAGAUGCGGCCGGAUUCCCUGGUGAUUUACCGCCAGAAAUGCGAGUUUGGGAGAGGUCAAAGCCAGGACAACUCCCGGGGGAGCUUGGUGAGGAGGAUCUUCCAAGGGUCCGUAAAAGAGAAGCAGUUGGCUUCUCCUGAGAUGCCCAGAGUCAUGGAGGACUCUGCAGCCACCGAGAGCCAAGAGCCUCUCUCAGCAAAAGACGGUGACCGUGAGCUGAGCGACCAUGGAGCAGAGCAAACCGGCGCUGUGAGCACUGAAGCCCCGGAGCUAUGCACAAAAGAGCAUGAGAGACCCUCAAAACCGAGUGUACCUCCUGAGGAGGUCAAGGAGGUGAAGAGGAGAGGUCUCCAUCGCUCCCAGUCGGACAUCAGCUCUCGCUACUCCAAGUCCUUCUCUGAGUUUGAUACAUUUUUCAAAUACUGUGGCCUGGAGCAGGAGGUCAUCGAGGAUCUUGGGAGAGAGAACUUCUCCGUGGUGUCUGACAACAUCUCCUUCAAGAUCCGCAGCAUCAGCGUCGCAACGUCCGAGAGCGACUUCACUAGGCACAGCGGGGACGAGGGGCUGCUGGAGGAUGAACUCACAGAGCAGGUCCCGAGCAGCACCUCCGUGAUCGAGCGCAACGCUCGGAUAAUCAAAUGGCUGUACACGUGUAAGAAAGCCAAGGAGACUAACAAGGUGAUCCAGGAACUGGCAUGAUGGCUUCUUCCAGCGUGCGUUGCAGCCUGGUGAACUCAAGCAUUCUUGACUUGGAAGUUGAACGAAACCAGACACAGGAGGAAACUCUCCCCUCAUCUGGCUCACAACUCUUUGUCCAAGUUUAGUAUUUUAUUAUUGCCUCCUACCCUCGCCCCCAUCCACCGGCAGCCUCACUCUUGUCACAAGUGCAGGGGUGUCCAAGAGUGCGAUGACAAGCAGAGAUUGUGAACUGUACCCUAAUGAGGCAGCAGGAAACAAAGGCUCCUGGAAAAGCAGUGUGAUGGCAGCUGCCAUCCACAAUAAUAUUCAGCAUCAUCUCACUGCCUCAGGAUGCCAUUCUGGACUGUGACAGAAGGUCUAUGUUGUGCACCUGUCUCUCUGCAGCCAUAAAUUUGUUGACAGGGAUGGGGUUAGAAAGUGGAAAUGAAGUGGGAGUGACCUCUGGGUGAGGUGUUUCCUGGCAGGCAGGCAGGCUCCACCUGGAUGUUCAAAGACUGUCUUACCAGGGCUGUUUGACCAGGGCUCAUCCUGACAUCAUUAGACAUUAUUUGCUUGGCUGGUGAAGACUAACAGUGGCAGCUUUAUCUGGGAUACUUGGCAAACACACUGUAAGCGAAAUUCCUGCCAAGCCUCUUUUUCUCUGAGAGUACUUAAGCCAAAUUGGAGUACCUUGUAUCCAUCUAGUUUGCUCUGUCACACAGCUUGCUCAGCCAGUGGGGAGGAAUAGCCUUUAAAACCCUCUUCAAAAUAUUUUCAGGAGCAUGGUACCAAAAAGCAGGUAGUCAAAAAUGAGGAAGGGUUUUGCAUGGUUACUCCUUGCUGCAGAAUGGUACAUUUCACAUGUACAUAGGCCCCUCCACUUUGUUUGCAACUUGUCUCCAACUCUGGCAUUGCGAACAUUGUAAGGUUUGGCAGCUUGUGGUUUAACACCUUUCAUUUUAUGCACUGUGAGUGAGCAGUGGGCUUGUAGAAUCACCUUAAGAAAAACUGUACCCUGGCUUAUGUCAGUUCACACUUUCCUAGCAUGGGAGUGGAGUAGGGCUGUCCUUGUGAUAUGCGGGAUGGCAUCCCUGCACUGCAAGGCAAGAAGACAUGUUAGGGCACAGCUGUGCCAGGUAAAUGUCCUGAUGGGGUGAGACACCCAGUGUAGACAGCGCUUUUCUCAAUAUCAUCAAGAAAAGGCUUCAUUUGGACUGGCCGAGCUAAACAUGUUUUAAAAGCUGAUCAAAAGUACUUUGAAUCAUCAGUUUUACAGAAUGAGGCCUCUACAAUAACCCAUGGAAUUUGCAGGCUGUGCCUCAAACACCCCAGUCUGUCAUUGCUUGCUAGAAAAUGUCUUGCACCAAAGCAUUUCUUUGUGGACAUUGCAAACCACAAAAAAAUGCAAAAAAAUUCCCCAAUCAAAGCCAAAACCAGUUCCCUUUUUAGUCAUACCAAUGCCUGUCUGUGAUAGCUCCCCCUCUGCCAUAAUGGUGACUUGACCAGAGGGUCCUGCAGAGGUUAAAAGUUUACUUUGUGUUGCCAUGGAUGUGGUGUCCUGGUGUUCAGCUUACCUGGCUGUCAAACCUGCAACAUGAGGAGUCCAGAAACACCAACUUUCAUUCUCCGCAUUCCUGCUGACCGCACUGCGGCAGCUCACUCUGUUGCCUCUUCUGGCCCAAAACAGCUGCCAGCACAGCCAGGUAGAUGCCGAGCCCAAGUGAACACUCAAGCUGCAUUUCUCAAGUGUUUGCUACUCAGUAAAUACGGGAGCAGAAAUCGGGAGCGGAAAGGGCGAGGGUGAGUGUCAAGGAUUCAAUAAAUCAUUGGUGGUAGGAGGAACAGUUGCCCUUUUUAACUUAUGCCAACGUUGCACGUGGAAGAGUUGCUCCUGAAGUGCUCAUCAAGUGGUUUAGUUGACAUCAGUUAUAUUCACAGCAAGAUCAUCAGGGUUGCACUUCCAUGUGUUUUAAAUGUGUUUCUCUGUCCUUGGAUGGUUAGUUCUCAAUUACAGCAAUGGUUUGGGAAUGCAGGGCAUUUGUCUUCAUUUUCUAAUGUUAGGCACUAAGGUCUACAUGUCUGAAGUUGUCAAGGUAGAUGACAAUUCCAGAUAAAGUAAUUGUUGAACCCACUUUCCACUUGGGAGAAAACUAAAUAGUUUGCAUGCGUGAGCUGCAAACUUAGAGGGAAGGUAGUACAUGGGGACGUUUUCAUUAAUGAAAUUUCUGUGUGUAUUUGUUACAUUAUUAUUAAAGGAUGAUUCUCAGAAAACUCCAACCCAAGAUGCUGCUAAUAAGAUAUAUGUGCUUAAGGUGCAGGUUUUUAAGGGACACAGUCUAGAUUUAUUAGUCAGGGACAUAAGCUGACGUAUCAGUUCUUUUCAUGCUCACUUUGCAAGUUGCUGUCCCACAUAAAUAUUUAUAUGCAUUUGUCAGAGCUAAGGACUGCUUUUUUUUGAAAAUGUGGAUGACACUAGACAGCUCAGAGCGCAGAAAAAAUUUUCAGUGUUACAAAUCAGUGCCCUGUCACAGAAGAGAAUUAAUUUGUUUCCAAGGAAAAUUUUGGUUUCAUUUUCAAGCUUCUGUUUGGUUUUGCUCUUUUAGUUGAACAGCUCUCAAAAGUUAAGAUACAAGGUGCAUUUGUCAUAAGUUUUCAGUGUUAAGAAGGAAUAUGUUUAAUUUGCUUGAAAGUAUUGUACAUCAGCCUUUCUCAAAAUCGAUGAAGGUUUUAUGGCAGAGCUUAGUGAAAUCAGAUCUGGCCCCAUUCUGAAUAUUUUUUUAAUCCUCCUUUUUGUUUUUAUGAACAGUUCAGGGGUGACUUUCCACACUGAUAUGUGGCAAAAUUUCCCCGACUUUGUUCAAACUGAUAGGAACCCCAAGCUCUCCCAGAUACCAUUUACUUCAGAGAAAUGUGGACCUAAGAUCUUUCCCUGAUAAGCUAUAGAUUCCCUUUAUUUAAUAAUACCUUCUGGGUAAACUAAUAACCUACCUUUCCCAGUAUGCCAGAGCAACAGCAGAUGACAGUCCUUCUUUCUGCAUACAUCGUGGGAAUGGGCAAUCCUGUCCUUUUUCCAGAGAGUGGGAGCUCUGGGCUUCCACUGAGCUCCUGUUAUUGUUACAUGUAAAGGCUUUUCUUUCCUUCUGCUGGGUCUUUCAGUCAUAUUCCUCAAAAUGAGAAGAAAACUUGUGAAUGUUAGUCAUUACCUAUCCUUUUCUCAAAAAAAGUGUCAAGUUUUUUUUUACUGUUUGCUUAUAAAAGACAUGCUUUGAAAGGGGUGGGAUUUUUCAGCUUUAGUGGUAAACUGCAGUAAAGCAGGCCAUGGUGGUACAAACAGAAGUUCUAGCAAUGGAGUUGGGUUUCUAGUCUUUUGGGAAACCUAAAAAUGGGGCUGAGGACAGAGGCAAGUCAUCAACUGAGUUAUUAGUUUGUCUAGAACUAUGUAAACUAAAAUAGUCAAAGGGAGUGCAAAUGUGCAGUGCAAACUGCUAUUGACACCCAAGUGUUUCAGGGUGCUCCAGUGCUGUGACAAGGGGCAAUGUCCAUGGCUGUAGUGUAACAGGCAAAAGGUACAAAGUCUGUUUUUUAUGACCUGGAAGCAAGUAUUUGCAAUAAAGGCAUCAAAUAGAGACUGUAAUCUUUGCAAUAUAUUGUAAAUAUUACUUUACAGAAGACUAUAAGUAAGAAAUACAGAUUUUUCUAUAUUAUGUAUAUUACUUUUCUAAGGGAUAUAAGGACUUGUAUUUUGUGAAAUCAGCCAAACAUUACAACAAUGAAGAUAAAGCAGAAACGUUCUCCUGUGAGCAGGUUGUCCUGUCAUUGCCUCCUGUGAAGUUUCUUGCAUCUGCUUUUGAAUCCUUUGAAAUGGAGUACUGUCAUUUCUAAGUUGCUAUGUUUAUAUCCCUGUGAAAGAACCUGUGUGCUUUUGAAUGCAUACAAAUAAAACUACCACUCUGAAAGUUAA